GAUCGGCAUUUGUUGAGCGCGGCUCAUAUUUUGGUUUGCAUCACAAGUGUUUCCUAAACGGCGUUAGGCUGGUCUGCCACCGCUCUGCUCUUUUAAUCUCUCGGGCCAAGGUGUUCUUCAACAGUUUACUCAGACAUGGCUUCCAAAGUCGUAUAUAAGAAGAAGGCCGCGAGCCACGUCAGCACUGAUUACCGCUCUCUUCACUCUAAACAUGUUGUCAAGAGACAGCAGGCAGUCGGGUACCUCAGGAAAUCUACCUGUAACUCGGUGAGCCAGGUAAAGGCUCAGGCCACGGAGGCUAUGGCAGAACCAGCGUAUACGGUGCCGGAGUUCCGGCAGAGGAGCACGGAGGAGGUGGAGGAAUACCAGAGAGUCUCCACCCAUGUGGGGAAGGGCCUGGCUGCGAUCCAGGAGGAGCUGCACAGGAUGAGGAUGGCCACCAAGGCCCAGGUGGACAACCUGGCCACCAAGAGAGAGGUGCAGGAGAGGAUGAGUAGGAAGGUAGACCUGUAUGAGGAGGGGAACAAGCUGCCUGACUUCCUGGUGGCCCUGAGGCCCCACACCGUGUGGGAGAAGACCCCGGUCAAGCUGUACUGCACCGUUCACGGUCACCCCAGGCCCGUCGUCAGUUGGUUUAAAGAUGGCGUUCCCGUGAAUCCUCUGAACGCACCCGGAAAGUACAAGAUUGAGAGCAAAUAUGGAGUCCAUGGUUUGAUUAUUAGCAGGAGUGCUGUCAGUGAUACUGCAGAGUACAGCGCUGUGGCCAGCAACCCAUUCGGCACGGCCACCAGCAAAGCUACUGUUACUGUUAAGAGGCCAGCAGGGGGGGCCGGAGAGUCAUGCCAGCUUGGACUAGUGCCACGCCUGACACAAAUGCACCCCAGCAAGCUGGAGGUCACCCUGCUGGAGCGCUUCUCCGUCAGCUUCGGAGUGGAGGGAGGCUCCAUCAGCCUGGCGUGCUCCAUGGUGGUGGUCCCCGACCUGCCCAACCUGCCACCACUGGCCCACUGGUACCGAGAUGAUCACCUGAUGAAGGCCGGGCCCCUGGCUGAGAUGACGGUGGGAGGGGGCCUGGCGCGCCUCAACCUGCCCCGCCUGGCCAAAGACGACGAGGGGCUCUACACCCUCCGCAUCUACACCAAGGAGGGCACCACGGAGCACAGCGCCUACCUGUUCGUCCAAGAUGCUGUUCCCUCUGUCGCCGGUGCCCCCGGAGCCCCCAUGAGUGUGAAGGUGUUUGACAUCAACAUGGACUUUGCCCUGGUCUCCUGGAAGCCCCCAAACACCACCAACGAAGCGGCCGUCUCAGGAUACUUUGUGGACAGGUGUGAGGCAGGCAGCGACCACUGGGUCCAGUGUAACGACACCCCCGGUGAAGGUGUGUAAAUACCGGUGACGGGUCUGACCCUGGGCCAGGCCGUCCACUUCCGGGUCCGCGCCGUGAACAGCGCCGGCAUCAGCAGGCCCUCCCCCGCCGCUUCGCAGAAGGUGACGGCGGCCGACCCGGCCGAGAGCGAGCGCCUGCAAGUGGUGAACAUACGGGGACACUACGACAUACUGAUCAGGGACGACGACCUGGAAGGUUACGUCACUAUUCCGGGGCAGCCGACCAGCGUGCACGCCUCUGAGGUGUACCAGGCCUACGUGGUGCUCAGCUACCCCCCGACCCCCCGCGGCCGCGCCAGGCUCUGGUACAUCAUCGAGAAGUGCUUAGCGGGCACGGAAGGAUGGACGCGCAUCAACACUGGGGUCAAAGUUCAGUCGCCCCGUUAUCCCAUUUUCGAUUUGCUGGACGGGAAGUCCUACCAGUUCCGGGUGUUCUCCGCCAACCAGUUCGGCUCCAGCGAGGCCUCGGCCCCCACGGGGCCCGUCCAGAAGGCGGACGAGCACGGUAAGGCAGGGGCCGCGUUCCCUCCACCCCUCGGCCAGGUGGUGGCCACCAGGAACACCAAGUCCUCUGUGUUCGUCCAGUGGGAGGCGUCCAAAGUCCCCAACAACCUGCUGGGAUACUACAUCGAUGCCCGGCCCGCCGGCUCCAAGCUGUGGCAGCCCUGUAACCACAAGCCCUUCAGACACACCAGGCCUCUCCAGUCUCUGAGCCUGACCUGCACGGUAUGUGAGCCCACCCCCGAGGUCACAUGGUUCAAGAACGAGCAGGAGGUGGCGUCGUGCGAACACACCAAGGUCACCUUUGAGGGCGGGAAGUUUGCCAGCCUGGUCAUCACACAGGUGACCUCCGAUGACUCCGGCAAGUACAGCAUCAACGUGCGCAACAAGUACGGCGGCGAAUUUGUGGAGAUCACCGUCAGCGUGUACCGGCACGGCGAGCCCAUCCCGGAACCCAAGCUGGGCCAGCCCAAGACCGCCGCGCCCGCCGCCUCCAAGACCUCCACACCCGUACCCCCCUCCAAGACCCCCACCCCUCCCAAGUCCCAGACCCCUUCAAUGAAAAGCCCCACCCCCUCCAUGAAGAGCCCCACCCCCUCCAUGAAGAGCCCCACCCCCUCAAUGAAGAGCCCCACCCCCUCCAUGAAGUCCCCCACCCCCGCCUCCACCCCGGUGCCCAAGUCCCCCACCCCGGGCCCCAAGUCCCCCACCCCGACCCGUAGCGUCAAGUCCCCCACGCCCACCAGCAGGUUCCUCAAGUCCCCCACCCCCAAGUAGACAGGGGAGGGGACCGCGCGGGUGGGGGGGGGGAGGGGGCGCGUGGCCGUAGCGUGUUGGCAUUAGCAUUUGCGGUAGCGUGGUAUCGGGGUGUUUCUUUGGGCCCUCUGCUUGCCGCGUGCACUCCCCUUCCGCUCCCACCCCCACCCAAACAGGGAGGAAGCCUCAUCGGGUGGAGCAGGAAUUAGCAGAAGUAGAGAAGAUAGUUUGUGUGUGUUUGUGUGUGUUUGUGUGUGUUUGUGCGGCGUCUGUGUGCGAUUGCGUGUUUGAGAGGUACAGCAGUUUGGACAGGUGGCAGCCUCAACGCAGCAUGGAGGGGGGGGGGGGGGGGGGGGGGGGGGGAGGAGGCGUAGAUCACCUGCUCAGGUAUGCUGUCCCACUGGUUACUGUGUCGCUGUAUCCGUGACAGGUAGACGGUUGUUAGCACUAAUGAAGGCAGAGGCGUUUGUCGUCUCAAGGCUGUACCUUCCACGGCGCCGCUGUGGAACGCAUGUGUCCUGUCUAGUGUUCAGCCCCAGGGUCAUCCCUUAUUGAUUAGAGGGGCUCUUGUGGUGAUCACUCCAGUUAUUGAUCAGAGUAGGUCCUGUGGUGAUCACUCCAGUUAUUGAUCAGAGUAGGUCCUGUGGUGAUCACUCCAGUUAUUGAUCAGAGUAGGUCCUGUGGUGAUCACUCCAGUUAUUGAUCAGAGUAGGUCCUGUGGUGAUCACUCCAGUUAUUGAUCAGAGUAGGUCCUGGGGUGAUCACUCCAGUUAUUGAUCAGUGUAGGUCCUGGGGUGAUCACUCCAGUUAUUGAUCAGAGUAGGUCCUGGGGUGAUCACUCCAGUUAUUGAUCAGAGUAGGUCCUGGAGUGAUCACUCCAGUUAUUGAUCAGAGUAGGUCCUGGGGUGAUCACUCUACAUAUUAGUAGACGGAUGGUUAAGUUGUCAGCUCGAUCGAUUUCAUCAGCCAAUCAGAGGGAACGCAGGGGCUUAAUGUUUCCUGGUCACUCUUGUCCUGUUUCUGUCACAUGACUGUGUUUUCCGACAAUGCUUUGUUUUGGCAAUAAACCUUACUUAUCACCCUC
Molecule: messenger RNA, 3727 nt
Organism: Gadus macrocephalus (Pacific cod)
Lineage: Eukaryota; Metazoa; Chordata; Actinopteri; Gadiformes; Gadidae
Gene: myom2a
Product: myomesin 2a
Molecular function (GO): protein binding
Source: RefSeq, a predicted model, not a curated record